This is a messenger RNA of Drosophila arizonae, 512 nucleotides long. RefSeq lists its product as uncharacterized. Lineage: Eukaryota; Metazoa; Arthropoda; Insecta; Diptera; Drosophilidae. The record is from RefSeq and is a predicted model, not a curated record.
AGAAUGCGAAGUGGCAGCUGCACCACGAAGAAAGCCGGAGCCAGCAGCAAUUUCUUCAACUGCAACAUUCUAGAAACUGAUGAUGUCCUGUCAAGGAUCCGCCAUCGACUGAGCUCAAAAUCACAAUAUGUACAGAAAAAUAGUGGAUGCUGCCGCCAAGGCCAGUCCAGUGCAACGUGCAGCGCCAUGGAAUUCAGAAGUGUGCCUAUUCUGCCAACCUAUGCAGAAUCCAGCACGGAUACCAAGAGAACCUCUCUAUGUCCUUAUAGGAAGUUUAAAUCACCUGAUCCGGUCAUCAUACUGAUCACCUUGACCGUGCUAGUGGGCUCAUUUUGCCUGCUAAGUGGCUUUAUACUGCUCUGUGUGGUAUCCAAGGCGUGGCAGGAUGCUACAUCUGAGGCUAUUCUCUUGAUGGCCAUUGGCUUCUUCAUCACAUCAUUAUCCUGCGUCACCUGGAAACUGACGAAUGCGCAGCGUUUGACUCAAUUAAGGGAAACCAUUGCGAUUUAAUU